AUGGGUGGGUUUUCAUGGAGGUCUAUGCUCCCCCCUCGCUCCCCCGGGCCAAGAGGGGAAUCCCCGUUACUGAGUGCUGCGUUUCUUGCUGCUCCAGGAUCAAGUGUCCCGUUAUUGAGUGCUCCACCACAGAGUGGCGGUGCCGUGCCUGCUGCUGCCAUACCUGUUGGAAGGGGACAGGAAGGGGGCGUAGUAGCCAGAACGCUGGACCAAUCGGAGGCGAGAGAAUCUAGCCAAUCAGAGGGGAGAGGGGGCAGCCAAUCAGAAACGAGCGGGGCAAGUGAAAGGGAGGGAGCAGCCUGGGGCGGCUUAUCUGCUGGACGGGAGAGAAACCGUUUUUCACAGAGCAAUCAGCAGCCAUUGUAUCAUCGCUCGCCACGUCAGCACUCGCCUUAUCUGCAUUCGCCACGUCAGCAUCAAGAGAAAGCACCGUCGGGUCUUUCAGGAUUGGGUGUGGAGGAACCUGAGAGUCAAAGCAAACAGUUGUGGCAAGACGGAGGGGGGUUCUCCUCAGGGACAUCAGACCACACAUCUGGUCGCCUAUCGGACCGCCUGUCAGACCGCCUAUCGGACCGCCUAUCAGACCGCCUAUCGGACCGCCUAUCAGACCGCCUAUCAGACCGCCUAUCGGACCGCCUGUCAGACCGCCUAUCGGACCGCCUAUCAGACCGCCUAUCGGACCGCCUAUCAGACCGCCUAUCAGACCGCCUAUCAGACCGCCUAUCAGACCGCCUAUCAGACCGUUUAUCAAACCUUCCACUAUCAGGCUCGUCUAGAUCGGAAUAUGAGGAGCAGGAGAAGCAGGAGAAGUGGGAAGAACAGGGGGAGCGGGAGCAACGGGAGGAGCGGGAGGCGCAGGAGGAGAGGGAUGAGCGGGAGAAGCAGGUGGAAAGGUUUCGACACAUGCUGAUUUCUCUGGGUAUAGGGAGGAGAGAUGGGGGGUUGGGAGGUCAGGCGCUUGGGCAGUGGCAGGGACAGGGGCAGGGACAGGGGCAGGGACAGGGGCAAGGGGAAAGGCAGGGGCACGAGGGAGGGCAGGAGAACAGGCAGGGACAGGGGCAGGUGCUGGGGCGUGAGAAAGAGCAGGAGAAAGGGAAGGUACUACAGCCUAUCGCCUGGGUUGAUGCCAUGGGUGAUCGUGCUGCUGCUGCUGCUGCUUCUAGGUGCAUACCAGCACCGACCGCGCGGCCACAGCAGCAGCAGCAGCAGCUACAGAAACAGCAGCAGCAGUGGCGGGAUUUUGAGUCCCCGCCUUCAUCAGACUACGACACCUCCUCCUCUGACGCCUCUCUCUUCCUGCAGUCCCGCUCCCAUGCACGCUCCCUCGCCCGCUCCCAAGCCCGCGAGGCAGGUGCCCAUGCCCGCUCGCUUGGCAUUAAAGCGUGCGCACCUGCUGCCACCCGUGCACCCGCCACCCGUGCAGCUGCCACAGGCGUUAAUUCCCAAUCAAACGGAAAUAGUAGUGGUGCCAGUGCUGCUGCUGCUACUCUUGCAGGCUCGGGUGCAGCUGCCUUUAAAGCCCAAACAAACAGUGAUGGUAGCGGCGGUGGUGGUGCGAUUGGUGCUGCUGCUGCUUCAUCCGUGCUACCACAUUCUGAGACGACUCAGAAGAACCCAGCUGUAACUGCUGCUGCUGCUAAGGAUGCUGCUACAACGCCCGUUGCUGCUGCUGCUGGUGCUGCACCUGCUGCUGCUGCUGCUGCUUCAUCCGCGCUACACUCACGUUCUGAGACGACGCAGAAGAACCCAGCUGUAACUGCUGCAGUGUCAGCCGUGCUACAGCCGGGUUCCCAACCGUCCCAAACCUCGUCUGCAGCGCCUGCUGCUACAGCCGUGCUACAGCCGGGUUCCCAACCGUCCCAAACCUCGUCUACCGCAGCUGCCGCUACAGCCAUGCUACAACCGCUUUACCAGGCGUUUCAAACCUCGUCUGUGGCGGCUGCUGCUACAGCCGCCACGCUGCAACCGCUUUACCAGCCGUUCCAAAACUCGGCUGCAGCAGCUGCUGCUACAGCCGAGCUACAGCCGCCUUCCCGCCUUGCCAGUGGCAGGCAGUUAUCUCUGGACUUGGGCAAGAGUAGCAAGUGGGGUGCGGAGGAGUGGAAAGGGGUGCUGGAGGUUUGUGCAGGGGUGGAGAGGAUUGAGAGAGGGUUGGCUGGAAAUGGAAAUGCGAGCAUUUCUCUGGGCGUGGGUUUGCUGGGGAUCGAUGGUUUGGGGCUGGUUGGGGAUGGGGAGAAGGGUGGAGGAGAGCCCAGACCCACCCUCCCUUUCCCUCCCACACUCGUGGUCAUUCCCACACCCACGACCACACUCACUCUCACUCCCACACCCACGAUCAAAGUCAUUUCCACACUCACAGUCACACUCCCUCACACACUCGCACUCAAGCUCAUUCAAUUCCCGCACGCCUAUCCCCACCCUCUCUCGCCCCACCCAUUGGUUUAG
Messenger RNA from Closterium sp. Naga37s-1, 2445 nucleotides. Lineage: Eukaryota; Viridiplantae; Streptophyta; Zygnematophyceae; Desmidiales; Closteriaceae. The record is from the annotation of a GenBank genome assembly.